AUGAUCCGCCACGGCGCGCAGUGCAUUUUCUCCAGCCGGGAUAGUGAUAUUACUGACGAAGAUAUUGAUGCAUUGUUGGCCAAAGGAGAAGCCAAGACGGAAGCGUUAAAUAAGAAGCUGGAGACUGUGGGAGAAGACACCUUGAAAACUUUCCCUCUGGACUAUGACGCCGGGCCGUCUGUGUAUCAGUUUGAAGGACAAAAUUACCGUGGCAAACGGCAGGAUCUCAUCUUACCAGCCACAUGGAUCGAACCGCCAAAACGAGAACAAAAGUUAAUUAUGCUGUUGACCAGUAUUAACGGGAUGCCCUUCGCCGCGAAGAGCCUAAAAACCCAAGAUUCACGCCUUCUCCCUCCAAAACGUUUGUUGGAUUUAUUAGAACGGGAAAGAUUAGCCUACCAACGAGCUAUAAACUACCGUACUCCUCUCGAUCCAGAUCCAGAUGAAGAUGUGGCGGAAGUCAAACGAGUGGAACAACAGGACAAAAUAGGCACAGCCGAAGCCGUGACAGAGCAAGGAAUGGAGGAGAAGGAUCGGCUGCUGGACAAGAGUUUUGACUGGAGCAAAAAGCAUUUUAAGAAUUUCCUUUUUGGCUAA
Molecule: messenger RNA, 597 nt
Organism: Paramacrobiotus metropolitanus
Lineage: Eukaryota; Metazoa; Tardigrada; Eutardigrada; Parachela; Macrobiotidae
Product: SWI/SNF-related matrix-associated actin-dependent regulator of chromatin subfamily A member 5-like
Exons: 3
Coding region: 1-597 (198 amino acids)
Biological process (GO): chromatin remodeling
Molecular function (GO): nucleosome binding; DNA binding
Source: RefSeq, a predicted model, not a curated record